This is a messenger RNA of Mesorhabditis belari, 267 nucleotides long. Lineage: Eukaryota; Metazoa; Nematoda; Chromadorea; Rhabditida; Rhabditidae. The record is from the annotation of a GenBank genome assembly.
AUGGGCAUUUGCACGAGCCAUGAGGCGGUGCUGAUCGCCGCAAAUGGUUCUUCAUCAACCACGCAACAAGUGAUGAUGGUGGCAACGACGACACAGAAAAGAGAUCUCCAAAAUCAAUCACGACCACAAACCGAGGAAAGACCGAAGCCACAGUUGAGAGAAUUUAAAGCCUACGCUCCACCGCCGUUAGAAACGAAACAUCGGAUAUACGAUUACAUUGGGGAGAAGCUGGUUUCAAAGGUGUCGCCAUUGAAAUCAGAAAAAUGG